Messenger RNA from Elephantulus edwardii (Cape elephant shrew), 2201 nucleotides. It is a transcript of the gene ZNF668, whose product is annotated as zinc finger protein 668. Bases 139 to 1989 code for a protein of 616 amino acids. Gene Ontology annotation, cellular component: nucleus. The transcript is spliced from 4 exons. The record is from RefSeq and is a predicted model, not a curated record. NCBI's taxonomy places the organism in Eukaryota, Metazoa, Chordata, Mammalia, Macroscelidea, Macroscelididae.
CCUCCCCGCCCCCUUCCCGCUGGGUCCUAGUGCCUGCCCCCUUCUGGCUGUGUCCGGGGCUCAGUCGUCUCGAGGAGCCACCGCCGACAUCGCGGAUGUAGGCCAAGUCUAUUCAGAGAAACCCGGCUCACCAAGGCCAUGGAGGCAGAGAGCGUUGAGGCCCCCUGUUCAGCCCCAGGCUACAAGCGCUCCGGCCGCAGAUACAAAUGUCUGUCGUGUACCAAGACAUUUCCAAAUGCACCCAGGGCCGCGCGCCAUGCUGCCACACAUGGGCCUGCAGAUGGUAAAGAGGCGGCUGAGGUGAAGCCGAGGCCCGAAACCGAACCCAAGCCAGAGGAUGCCAGUGGGGACAAGGUGUCUGGUGCCCCAGGUAAGCCUCGGCCCUACGCAUGUCCGCUGUGUCCCAAGGCCUACAAGACGGCCCCUGAGCUGCGCAGCCACGGACGCAGCCACACGGGCGAGAAGCCCUUCCCGUGCCCGGAGUGCGGCCGCCGCUUCAUGCAACCCGUGUGCCUGCGCGUGCACCUGGCCUCGCACGCCGGCGAGCUACCCUUCCGCUGCACGCACUGCCCCAAGGCCUACGGCGCCCUGUCCAAGCUUAAGAUCCACCAGCGAGGCCACACCGGGGAGCGGCCCUACGCCUGCGCAGACUGCGGCAAGAGCUUCGCAGACCCAUCGGUGUUCCGCAAGCACCGGCGCACGCAUGCCGGCCUGCGCCCCUACAGCUGUGAACGCUGCGGCAAGGCUUAUGCUGAGCUCAAGGACCUCCGCAACCAUGAGCGGUCCCACACCGGCGAGCGCCCCUUCCUCUGCUCCGAGUGCGGGAAGAGCUUCUCCCGCUCAUCCUCGCUCACUUGUCACCAGCGCAUCCACGCAGCACAGAAGCCCUACCGUUGCCCAGCCUGCGGCAAGGGCUUCACGCAGCUCAGCUCCUACCAGAGCCACGAGCGCACACACUCGGGCGAGAAGCCCUUCCUGUGCCCGCGCUGCGGCCGCAUGUUCUCCGACCCCUCCAGCUUCCGGCGCCACCAGCGUGCCCACGAGGGCGUGAAGCCUUACCACUGCGAGAAGUGCGGUAAGGACUUCCGGCAGCCCGCCGACCUGGCCAUGCACCGCCGGGUGCACACGGGGGACCGGCCGUUCAAGUGCCUGGAGUGCGACAAGACAUUCGUGGCGUCCUGGGACCUCAAGCGCCACGCGCUGGUGCACUCGGGCCAGCGGCCCUUCCGCUGCGAGGAGUGCGGGCGCGCCUUCGCCGAGCGUGCCAGCCUCACCAAGCACAGCCGCGUCCACUCGGGGGAGCGUCCCUUCCACUGUAACGCCUGCGGGAAGUCCUUCGUGGUGUCCUCGAGUCUGCGGAAGCAUGAGCGGACCCAUCGGAGCAGCGAGGCCGCAGGGAACGCCCCGCAACAGGAGCUCGUGGUGGGGCUGGCGCUCCCGGUGGGAGUGGCGGGCGAGGGCUCUGCAGCCCCUGGAGCUGGUACCGGGCUCGGGGACCCUCCCGCAGGGCUGCUGGGGCUGCCUCCAGACUCAGGUGGGGUGAUGGCCACGCAGUGGCAAGUGGUGGGUAUGACAGUGGAGCACGUGGAAUGCCAGAAUGCGGGGGAGGAUGCUGGGCCCUUGGAGGGGUCAGGUGAGGUGGGGAAUGAGGAGGUAGAUGAGAAGCCACCCCAGUUUACAUGCAGGGAAUGCAAGGAGACCUUCUCCACGUUGACCUUACUGCGGAGGCACGAGCGCUCGCACCCGGAGCUCCGGCCCUUUCCCUGCACCCAGUGCGGCAAGAGCUUCUCCGAUCGGGCAGGCCUGCGGAAGCACAGCCGCACCCACAGCUCCGUGCGCCCCUACACCUGCCCCCACUGCCCCAAGAGUUUCUUGAGUGCCAGCGACCUGCGCAAGCACGAACGCACCCACCCUGCACCCGUUGAGGCCCCCACGCCCCUCGAACCCCUUGUGGCUUUGUUAGGAAUGCCUGAAGAGGGGCCGGCCUGAGGCUCCCACCUCUCAGCCACACUCCCAGAUGCUCAGCCCCGACAGGGUGCCUCCUGAACCUCCUUUGGCCCCAGCUUACUCUUUAGCGUCCUGAUCCCUUACCCCCAGGAGCUAGUUGACCACAGCCAGCCUGCCCAGUGCGAGCUGACAGCAACUGUUAAAGUCACAAGGUUCUCUGUGUGCAGAACUCAUUAAAGCGUUCACUUUGGCAC